AUGAGACUCCUCCAGAUCACCUCCUUCGCCGGGCUUCUCGCCUCUGCUCAGGCUGGCAAGCAUUGGGGCACUGGUACCGGAGGCCCCACGGGUGGUGCUCCGCCCACGAGCACGGAGUGGACGACCGUCGUCGUGCCCACUUACACCACAUACUGCCCGUCUCCCACUACCUGGGCUUGGAACAAUGUGACCUACACUGUCACUUCUGCCACGACCAUCACCUUGCCUUGCCCAUGUACCCUGUCGGUCACCACUCCUCCGCCCAUCACCACCACCUCCACCUACACGACUGAGGUGCCUUGUGAGACCACAACCCUUCCGUCAGGCGGCGUUCCUUACCCGAGCGUUAACUCCACCGUCGUGAUUCCUCCGCCUGUCACCAUCCCCAGCGGCACCCCUACCCCCGGUGCCCCUGGUGCCCCAACGACACCUCUGCCGGGUUCCUCUAGCACGGUGACCUCGACGACCGUGAUUGUUAGCACACCUCCACCGUCGACCUACCUGUCCGGAACCACUCCCAUCGGCGGCGGCGUCCCAGCUCCAACCCCUACCACUUUCGCCACCACUGCGCCUACGAACACGCCCGUGGCUCCCACUUCGUCUCCUGCCGGUGUCGUCACUGCGGGUGCUCCCAAGAUGGGAUCUCAGGCCGGUGCUCUCGGCUUGGUCGCCGGUAUUGCGGCCCUCGUUCUCUAA
This is a messenger RNA of Diaporthe citri, 696 nucleotides long. RefSeq lists its product as uncharacterized. NCBI's taxonomy places the organism in Eukaryota, Fungi, Ascomycota, Sordariomycetes, Diaporthales, Diaporthaceae. The transcript is spliced from 3 exons. Bases 1 to 696 code for a protein of 231 amino acids. The record is from RefSeq and is a predicted model, not a curated record.